This is a messenger RNA of Dipodomys spectabilis (banner-tailed kangaroo rat), 894 nucleotides long. RefSeq names its product nanos C2HC-type zinc finger 1 (gene Nanos1). The record is from RefSeq and is a predicted model, not a curated record. Lineage: Eukaryota; Metazoa; Chordata; Mammalia; Rodentia; Heteromyidae. The coding region runs from base 1 to 894 and encodes 297 amino acids. Gene Ontology annotation, cellular component: perinuclear region of cytoplasm. Gene Ontology annotation, biological process: negative regulation of translation; oogenesis. Gene Ontology annotation, molecular function: mRNA binding; zinc ion binding. The transcript has a single exon.
AUGGAGGCUUUCCCCUGGGCGCCCCGCUCGCCCCGCCGCGGCCGCGCCCCCGCGCCCAUGGCGCUCGUGCCCAGCGCCCGCUACGUGAGCGCUCAGGGCCCGGCGCACCCGCAGCCCUUCAGCUCGUGGAACGACUACCUGGGGCUCGCCACGCUCAUCACCAAGGCGGUGGACGGCGAGUCGCGCUUCGGCUGCAGCCGCGGCGGAGACGACGACGGCGGAGGCGGCGGCGGAGGGGGUGGAGGCGGCGGGUCCCCGCCCUCCUCCUCCUCCUCGUCCUGCUGCUCCCCCCACGCGGGGACGGGGCCCGGGGCGCUGGGCCCGACGCUGGGGUCGCCUGACUACGACGACGACGAGGACGACGAAGACGACAGCGACGACCCGGGGUCCCGGAGCCGCUACUUGGAGCUGCGCGCUCUGGAGCUGUGCGCGGGCCCCGCCGAGGCCGGGCUGCUGGAGGAGCGCUUCGCCGAGCUGAGCCCGUUCGCGGGUCGCGCCGCCGCGGUGCUGCUGGGCUGCGCCCCCGCCGCCCCCGCCCCGGCCGAGGUGGCGCCGCGCGAGGAGCGGGCUCCGGCGUGGGCGGCCGAGCCUCGCGGGCACGCGGCCCCCGGGGCGGCCGCCGCCCGGCUGCUCAAACCCGAGCUGCAGGUGUGCGUGUUCUGCCGGAACAACAAGGAGGCGGUGGCGCUCUACACUACCCACAUCCUGAAGGGCCCCGACGGGCGAGUGCUGUGCCCGGUACUGCGCCGCUACACGUGUCCCCUGUGCGGCGCCAGCGGCGACAACGCGCACACCAUCAAGUACUGCCCGCUCUCCAAAGUGCCGCCGCCGCCCGCCGCCCGCCUGCCGCCGCGCAGCGCCCGGGACAGCCUGCCCGGCAAGAAGCUGCGCUGA